Drosophila ananassae is the source of this 2325-nucleotide messenger RNA. It is a transcript of the gene GlcT, whose product is annotated as ceramide glucosyltransferase. The record is from RefSeq and is a predicted model, not a curated record. The transcript has a single exon. Gene Ontology annotation, molecular function: ceramide glucosyltransferase activity. Gene Ontology annotation, cellular component: membrane. Bases 347 to 1648 code for a protein of 433 amino acids. Gene Ontology annotation, biological process: glucosylceramide biosynthetic process. NCBI's taxonomy places the organism in Eukaryota, Metazoa, Arthropoda, Insecta, Diptera, Drosophilidae.
ACUUCCGUAUCUGCAACCCUAUGCAACACUGCCGCCUUUAUUGCAAUUUUAUUUAGGAACCGAACGCGACGCGAAGUCUGCAAAAUGUGUAAGUCGCGCGGAUCAGACUGAACGUACGGACCGAUCGCUGUGCUACGUGCUACCCGAAGAGGCGAUCUGGCAAACCGCAGCCUCUGCUUAAACCGCAGCCAAUGCAAACGCAAAUGCGGGCGUGAAUUGCACCCAUACACGCACAGGGAUUGGAUUUGGACUGGGAUUUGAGCCCGAACCCCUCUCGCGAAAACACAGACACCUGGACACAUACGCCACCCGCACCCGCAGCCGCACCCACACCCGCGAACACACAAUGUCUCACCUACCUGCGCCUCUGUACGGCUUCGCGGCGUUCUUCAUGAUUUUCUGGUUGGGCACUUGGAUGGUCCAUGUGAUAGCCAUCUGCUAUGGCCGCUACAAGCUGCACAAGAAGUCCUGCAAACUGCCCACGGAGGCCCAGCCUCUUCCCGGUGUCUCGAUCCUGAAGCCACUAAUGGGCGUGGAUCCCAACCUGCAGCACAACCUGGAGACAUUCUUCGCCAUGGACUACCCCGUCUACGAGCUGCUAUUCUGCGUUGAGGACAAGGAGGACCCUGCCAUUCAGCUGGUGGAACGGCUGCUGGCCAAGUACCCUCUGGUGGAUGCCGCCCUCUUCGUGGGCGGGUCAGAUGUGGGUGUGAACCCCAAAAUCAACAACAUUCAUCCUGGAUACAUGGCUGCCAAGUACGACUUCGUGAUGAUCUCGGAUAGCGGCAUCAAGAUGAAGGAUGACACUCUGCUCGACAUGGUUCAGAACAUGUCCGAGAAGCACGCACUCGUCCACCAGAUGCCCUUCACCUGCGACCGUGAUGGAUUCGCGGCCACCUUCGAGAAGGUGUUCUUCGGAACGGUGCAGAGCAGAAUCUAUCUGUCGGCGGACGUGCUGGGCAUUAACUGCCACACGGGCAUGUCCUGCCUCCUGCGGAAAUCGGUGAUCGAUCAGCUGGGGGGACUGAAGGCGUUCGGCUGCUACCUGGCGGAGGACUUCUUCAUUGCCCGCGAAGUGACCCGGCUGGGCUGGAAGAUGCGCAUAUCGAACCAACCAGCGCUGCAGAACAGUGGCCUCUGCGACAUCGGCAGCUUCCAGGCACGCCUCAUCCGCUGGGCCAAGCUGCGCGUUGCAAUGGUGCCCACCACCAUCCUGCUGGAACCACUCUCAGAGUGCAUGAUCCUUGGGGCCCUGGCCGCAUGGUCUGCCUCGCUGCUCUUCAGCUGGGACCCGGUGGUGUUCUACCUUGUACACGUGCUCUGCUGGUUCUUGUCCGACUGGCUCCUGCUCUCCAUCGUGCAGCACGGCUCGAUGCCGUUCCACAAGUUCGAAUUCGUCGUGGGAUGGCUCUUCCGGGAGCUGACCGGACCCUACUUGUUUCUGCACGCCCUGUGGAACCCGGCGAUCCGCUGGCGCACACGCACCUACAAGCUGCACUGGGGCGGCAUCGCCUACGAACUGAGCAACGCCGCCACCCCCGAGGCGCCACCACCGGCGCCAACGUUAUCGGAGGGAUCCGGCGGACCGGGCGGAUCGGACGAGGGAUCACUGGAAGCCACUACCAAGCAGCGACUGCUGGUCUCGUAGCAGCAACUAGUUAAGUUUGUUAUUUUGUACUUGUGAGCGAUAGCCACUCGUCGGCAGGCGGCAGGAGUCUGGAGUAGUAUUAUUAGCCUGAACCUUAGUCACUACGUAAGCCUAGACUUAGACUGCUGUACAAAGAGCGGAUGCACAUCCUCCACUCCGCCUGGAACUGAAUCAACUGGACGAGAGAGGCGUGGUGGCGGGGGGACAGACCUAGAUUAGAUUAUAGACACUGAUUAGAUCGGUUUAGAGAUCGCGAUGGACGGGACGGGAGAUCGAGACGGAUAGCUGUGUGAGAAGAGCGGCGGCACAGCGCCCAGCGGCCCAGCCAGGCACAGUUUGGUGGCUUCGUGGAAACUGGUUAAGAGCGCUUUGUGUAUAUAUUAUAUCACAUGCACAUAUACGUGUAUUUUUUUUUUAGCCAGCCUGUACAGACGAGAAUGCUCUGCUAGUUAGCCCUAUGUUCGAGUAAGUUCACCCUCGCUUCAGUUGUUGCUUUAUUGAAUUGUAAUUAUUUAUUUUUGGCCAAGCACCCGUAGUUGUAUUGUUAUCGCCUAAGCCCUACUAUACUUUAUGCCUAGUUUUAGUUGAAUUUUUGUGUUUAACUUUUGCCACAGCCUCUGUACAUAAGCUAUAAGCUCCGAAGGGGAAUGCCAUUGAAUAAAUCAGAUCAAAUCGAA